This is a messenger RNA of Ordospora colligata OC4, 384 nucleotides long. RefSeq lists its product as uncharacterized. Bases 1 to 384 code for a protein of 127 amino acids. Lineage: Eukaryota; Fungi; Microsporidia; Ordosporidae. The record is from RefSeq and is a predicted model, not a curated record. The transcript has a single exon.
AUGAAUAUGAAAUCAAAGUAUAACAAGGUGAUAAAGACGCUAUCUAUUUGCCAGGAGGACAUUUGGAAUGCAUUGAAAAUGAUUAUUCCAUUGGAAAACAGUUUUAACACUGAGACGAUUGAUGAUAAUGAGGUGUGUGUAGUGCCUAAUGAGGCCAACUUUCAGCUGCCAAAUGUUUUCCUGAGGACUGCUCCAAAUCCAGGAUACCAGAAGCUAAUUAAUUGCAAUGUGAAUGCAGUGGAGUGGAAUAAAGUAGUGGAUGAGGUUCUAGAGAUGUUUGAGGAGAUGGAAAUUAUAUCUGUUCCUGAAGUGUUGGCACAAAGAUGUCCUGUUCAGCAAGAUGUGUUGAAGCGGAUGGUGUGUGAGAGAUAUGGAUAUAAAUGA